This is a messenger RNA of Pongo pygmaeus (Bornean orangutan), 3079 nucleotides long. RefSeq names its product peptidylprolyl isomerase G (gene PPIG). NCBI's taxonomy places the organism in Eukaryota, Metazoa, Chordata, Mammalia, Primates, Hominidae. The transcript is spliced from 16 exons. Gene Ontology annotation, cellular component: mitochondrion; cytoplasm. The coding region runs from base 592 to 2856 and encodes 754 amino acids. The record is from RefSeq and is a predicted model, not a curated record. Gene Ontology annotation, biological process: protein peptidyl-prolyl isomerization; protein folding. Gene Ontology annotation, molecular function: peptidyl-prolyl cis-trans isomerase activity; cyclosporin A binding.
GGCUGACCGGGUUGGGUUAACCGUCUUUCCCUCGAGGUAUCGGGGCUGCUUGGGCCCAGAGGAGGUCCCUGAGGACCGCAGCAGUGCCUUUGCCGCUGUUGCAGUAGGAGAAGGCUUGCCGUCGAGCCCCGGGGCCUGGGAACGGUCCUUCCUCUGCCAGCCCCCGCCCUCCCCACUCAGGCGCACACCUCCCUCACUGACGCAUUUUGCCGCACAAGCUGUAACAUGGCGGCAGCGACUGCGGCCUGAACUCUAGGGAGCCGGGUUGAUUUUUAAAGCUUCGAAAUCCUAAGACUGAGCACUGUUGCGGGGCUGGAGUGCAGUGGCAUGAUCUCAGCUCCCUGCAACCUCCACCUCCUGAACUCAAGCGAUUCUCGUGCCUCAGCCUCCCUAGUAGCUGGGAGUACAGGCGCCCACCAACACACCGGUAGAGACGGGGUUUCACCAUGUCAGCCAGGAUGCUGUCGAUCUCCUGACCUUGUGAUCCGCUGCCUCGGCCUCUCAAAGUGCUGGGAUUACAGGAGCACAGGGAUCAGUUGUCCUUGUUUUUUUUUUGGUCUUUUCUUCAUUUGAAGAUUAAGUAUUGGAGCCAUGGGAAUAAAGGUUCAACGUCCUCGAUGUUUUUUUGACAUUGCCAUUAACAAUCAACCUGCUGGAAGAGUUGUCUUUGAAUUGUUUUCUGAUGUGUGCCCCAAAACAUGCGAGAACUUUCGUUGUCUUUGUACAGGUGAAAAGGGGACCGGGAAAUCAACUCAGAAACCAUUACAUUAUAAGAGUUGUCUCUUUCACAGAGUUGUCAAGGAUUUUAUGGUUCAAGGUGGUGACUUCAGUGAAGGAAAUGGACGAGGAGGGGAAUCUAUCUAUGGAGGAUUUUUUGAAGACGAGAGUUUCGCUGUUAAACACAACAAAGAAUUUCUCUUGUCAAUGGCCAACAGAGGGAAGGAUACAAAUGGUUCACAGUUCUUCAUAACAACGAAACCAACUCCUCAUUUAGAUGGGCAUCAUGUUGUUUUUGGACAAGUAAUCUCUGGUCAAGAAGUUGUAAGAGAGAUUGAAAACCAGAAAACAGAUGCAGCUAGCAAACCGUUUGCGGAGGUACGGAUACUCAGUUGUGGAGAGCUGAUUCCCAAAUCUAAAGUUAAGAAAGAAGAAAAGAAAAGGCAUAAAUCAUCAUCAUCUUCCUCCUCCUCAUCUAGUGACUCAGAUAGCUCAAGUGAUUCUCAGUCCUCUUCUGAUUCCUCUGAUUCUGAAAGUGCUUCUGAAGAGAAAUCAAAGAAAAGAAAAAAGAAACAUCGGAAAAAUUCCCGAAAACACAAGAAAGAAAAGAAGAAGCGAAAGAAAAGCAAGAAGAGUGCAUCUAGUGAGAGUGAAGCUGAAAAUCUUGAAGCACAACCCCAGUCUACUGUCCGUCCAGAAGAGAUCCCUCCUAUACCUGAAAAUAGAUUCCUAAUGAGAAAAAGUCCUCCUAAAGCUGAUGAGAAGGAAAGGAAAAACAGAGAGAGAGAAAGAGAAAGAGAGUGUAAUCCACCUAACUCCCAGCCUGCUUCGUACCAGAGACGACUUUUAGUUACUAGAUCUGGCAGGAAAAUUAAAGGAAGAGGACCAAGGCGUUAUCGAACUCCUUCCAGAUCCAGAUCAAGGGAUCGUUUCAGACGUAGUGAGACUCCUCCACAUUGGAGGCAAGAGAUGCAGAGAGCUCAAAGAAUGAGGGUAUCAAGUGGUGAAAGAUGGAUCAAGGGGGAUAAGAGUGAGUUGAAUGAAAUAAAAGAAAAUCAGAGAAGUCCAGUUAGAGUAAAAGAGAGAAAAAUAACAGAUCACAGGAAUGUAUCUGAGAGUCCAAACAGAAAAAAUGAAAAGGAGAAGAAAGUUAAAGACCAUAAAUCUAACAGCAAAGAGAGAGACAUCAGAAGAAAUUCAGAAAAAGAUGAUAAAUAUAAAAACAAAGUGAAGAAAAGGGCCAAAUCUAAAAGUAGGAGUAAGAGCAAAGAGAAAUCAAAGAGUAAAGAAAGAGAUUCAAAACAUAAUAGAAAUGAAGAAAAGAGGAUGAGGUCAAGGAGUAAAGGACGGGAUCAUGAGAAUGUUAAAGAAAAAGAAAAGCAGUCUGAUUCUAAAGGAAAAGAUCAGGAAAGGAGUAGAAGUAAAGAGAAGUCUAAACAGUUAGAAUCAAAGAGUAAUGAGCAUGAUCACAGUAAAAGUAAGGAAAAGGAUAGACGCGCACAAUCCAGGAGUAGAGAAUGUGAUAUAACUAAAGGUAAACACAGUUAUAACAGCAGAACAAGAGAACGAAGCAGAAGUAGGGACAGAAGCAGAAGAGUGCGAUCAAGAACCCAUGACAGAGAUCGCAGCAGAAGCAAGGAGUACCAUAGAUACAGAGAACAGGAAUACAGGAGAAGAGGACGGUCACGAAGCCGAGAGAGAAGAACACCACCAGGAAGAUCAAGAAGUAAAGAUAGGAGGAGAAGGAGGAGAGACUCACGGAGCUCAGAGAGAGAAGAAAGUCAAAGCAGAAACAAAGACAAAUACAGAAACCAAGAGAGUAAGAGCUCACACAGAAAAGAAAAUUCUGAGAGUGAGAAAAGAAUGUACUCUAAAAGUCGUGAUCAUAAUAGCUCAAAUAACAGCAGGGAAAAAAAGGCUGAUAGAGAUCAAAGUCCCUUCUCAAAAAUAAAACAAAGCAGUCAGGACAAUGAAUUAAAGUCCUCCAUGUUGAAAAAUAAGGAGGAUGAGAAGAUCAGAUCCUCAGUGGAAAAAGAAAACCAAAAAUCAAAAGGUCAAGAAAAUGACCAUGUACAUGAAAAAAAUAAAAAAUUUGAUCAUGAAUCAAGCCCUGGAACAGAUGAAGACAAAAGCGGAUGAGUGAGUUAUAUAAACUUACUUCCAUUCUGUUUCGGAUUUUAAGUUUGAGAGACUUGCUAAUGAAUCUCCUUUAUGUUGUUUUCCUUUUCAUUGUUUUUGGGUUGUUGUAUGUUUGUCCUUUUUUUUUCCUUAAUGUGGAUUUCAUUGAGUUGAUUUUUUGAUAAUCUGCAAUCUGGAUAAUUUGUACUGCUAAAGUUUUAAUAAACUUGAAAUGAGAAAAACA